AUGAGUAUACGACAGACCAUUCAAUAUACCAGUCGAAAUAUAAGCUCUCGCUCUUAUACGCCCACUAUUUCCUUCAUCAGAUCACUUUACUUACACAAAGGACCGAGGGUUGAAGGGUUGAAAAGGGACCCCAAAGAAGUAUUUGUAAAUCACAAUGGCACAGAAUACGAACUUAACCAAGACAACAUUCAACACAUCAAAUCAUACCUUGGGUCAAGGUACCAGAUCCCUGACGAGAUAGCAUUACAGAUUAUCACCCACAAGUCAUUUGGCAAUGGUAUCAAGCCAUACAAUGAAAAGUUGGCAGCAAUGGGUUCAAAGCUAUUAUCUUUAUUUGCUGCCAAACACGUUGUCAAGAAACACACGGAAAAAGAUGCAAAAUUGGUGAUUGAAGGUAAGAACUUGUCAAUAUUGGGCUCACGGGCAGCAAAAGAACUUUACGGAAGGAGUUCAACUGGAUAUUUUGCCAAACUUAAUGGAUUGAAUAACACAAUGUUUUGGAAAUCGAGGAACCCAACAUUGAGGUUUGAAUCUAGUGGAGAGUUGAAAGUCAGUUCACAGUUGCUAUAUAGUUUGAUUGGUGCGGUUAAUAUCUACCACGGGAAAGCCAAAGCGGAGGAAUUUAUCAGUGAGAAUUUGAUAAAGGGGUUGGAGGAGAUUACAAAAGAGCUUGUACAUAGAGGAUAA
This is a messenger RNA of Lodderomyces theae, 687 nucleotides long. Its product is annotated as mitochondrial 54S ribosomal protein mL57. Gene Ontology annotation, molecular function: ribonuclease III activity; structural constituent of ribosome. Gene Ontology annotation, cellular component: mitochondrial large ribosomal subunit. The transcript has a single exon. The record is from RefSeq and is a predicted model, not a curated record. NCBI's taxonomy places the organism in Eukaryota, Fungi, Ascomycota, Pichiomycetes, Serinales, Debaryomycetaceae. Gene Ontology annotation, biological process: RNA processing; mitochondrial translation. The coding region runs from base 1 to 687 and encodes 228 amino acids.